AUGGAUAACAGACACCAGACCGAACGAGAAUACAUUCGGUAUCACGCUGCAACUAGUGGAGAACAUCUUGUAGCUGGAAUCCAUGGACUUGCACAUGGUAUCAUCGGAGGAUUGACAAGUGUAAUAACUUCAACAGUUGAAGGUGUGAAAACUGAAGGAGGCGUCAGUGGUUUCAUAUCGGGCCUCGGGAAGGGGCUGGUUGGCACAGUAACCAAACCUGUGGCUGGAGCUCUGGAUUUCGCCUCGGAAACUGCACAGGCAGUGAGGGACACGGCAACUCUGAGUGGCCCCAGGACGCAAGCGGAGCGAGUGAGGAAGCCACGCUGCUGUAGAGGACCUCAAGGGCUCUUGCCCCGCUAUUUAGAAAGUCAAGCAGAAGGACAAGAACAGCUGUUCAAACUGACUGACAACAUCCAGGAUGAGUUCUUUAUAGCAGCGGAGAACCUAGACAGCUCUUGUGUUCUCAUUUCAUCUAAAGCUGUUUAUUUCCUAAAGAGCAGUGAUUACAUCGACCGCGAGGCCAUCUUCCUAGAAGUCAAGUAUGAUGAUCUCUACCACUGCCUUGUUUCAAAAGACCACGGGAACGUGUAUAUCCAGCUGACGAAGAAAGCUGUUAACACAAGUAGCGGUGUGGCAAUGCCAGGCCCCUCGCAACAAAAACCAAUGGUCAAAGUGAAAUCUGAAGUUCUGGCAGUAAAGCUCUCUCAAGAAAUAAACUAUGCAAAGAGUCUUUAUUACGAACAACAGCUUAUGUUAAGACUCAGUGAAAAUCAAGAACAAUUAGAGCUGGACUCUUGAAACGCCUUCCUUUACUGCCAGAGUGAACUGCAAGUAUCAGUCUGGAUCCAAUGGUAUGCUGUAACUAGAGCCAGUGCUGCUGGGAAGGCAAUAAAUACCAUUUUAGUGUUU
This is a messenger RNA of Leptosomus discolor (cuckoo roller), 909 nucleotides long. NCBI's taxonomy places the organism in Eukaryota, Metazoa, Chordata, Aves, Leptosomiformes, Leptosomidae. The record is from RefSeq and is a predicted model, not a curated record.